GCGAGCGUUUCCAUGGUGACGAAUGCAAACGUCCACAAACGUUAGUCAACGCAACAGACUUCUGAGCGAAAUUUUCGGGACAAACUACUUUAAUAUACAGAGAAAACAAGAACUACUUUCAUAUACAGAGAAAAGAAGAACUGAUCUGUUUUAUUUUGCGAUGUCUUUUGUUGAAGCCAAGGAACCGACGGAAGAUCAAAAGCUGAAGACACCCCAGAUGGAAAAUGGGGAUGCCGAAAAAACUUUUCCCACCAUAGAGGUUGUUGAUGCCAUGAAGAGGGAUGCAGCUGAAGAAAUCAAUGAAAAUGACAAAAACCUACAAACACAUUUAGGUCCACGGAUGACAAAGGCAUUUCUGAGAAACCAUUGUAAGCAGUGCAAACUUUACUUAACACCUUGCUUGAAUGACACACUGUACCUGCAUUUCAAAGGUUUCUCCAUCAUUGAGAACUUAGAGGAGUACACAGGAUUAAAGUGUCUCUGGCUGGAAAGCAAUGGACUUGGUCGUGUUGAGAACCUGGACACCCAGAGUGAUCUGCGCUGCUUGUUCCUGCAGCAGAACCUCAUACGCAAGCUGGAGAACCUUGAACCCUUGAAAAAGCUCUGCACCCUGAAUGUCUCCAACAACUACAUACAUGUCAUAGAAAACAUCUCCUGCCUGCCUGACCUAAGCACUCUACACAUUGCCCACAACAAGCUGGAGUGUGUGGGGGACAUAGAGCAUCUGAGGGACUGUCACGCUAUUAGUGUGCUGGACUUGUCUCACAAUUUGUUACAUGACCCUGAGAUCCUUCUCGUACUUGAAGCAAUGCCAGAUCUGCGAGUGCUUAAUCUGAUGGGAAAUGAGGUGCUGAAAAAAAUCCCAAACUACAGGAAGACCAUGAUAGUGCGCCUCAAGCAGCUCACCUUCCUUGAUGAUCGUCCAGUGUUUCCCAAAGACAGGGCAUGUGCAGAGGCAUGGGAAGCUGGAGGGCUGGAUGGGGAGCGUAAAGAGAGGGAGCAAUGGGAAACACGAGAGAGGAGGAAAGUUCAGGACAGCUUGGACAGCAUGGCAAAGAUGCGAAAGGAUGCCCGGAGGAGACAACGCCUCAGAGAGCUACUGGAAAAAGGGGCAACUGAUACUUCUACCAAUCUGGAGACUCCAUGUGAGGGGAUGGAAACCCAGAAUGUGACUUCACGAGAAGAGAAGAUUGAAGCCUUUGUGCAGGACAGCCUGGACGCCCAUGAAGAGUUCUUGCAGAAUCAAUCAAGAGAGGGGUCCUUUGAAAAUCAGCCGGGCAGUGAGAAUACAGAAGUAGAGCCAUCAGGUCAAGUGUUUCAGGAGAAGUCAGAGGAAGACGGCCAUGAUAAAACAACUGUAAUGCAGCCUGUGGAAGAAACCGCAGAAGAGGUGAACCCAGAGCAUUCAGAAGAAGAGCAGGAGAGAAUCUCUGAAAAGGUGUUAGACAAAGAUGAGGAAGAUGACAAACAACAAAAACAGUCAUGUGGAAUCCUGUUUGAGAGAAAUGAAGAGGCAAGAGAGGCAGCAAACAUGACACAGCAGUUUGAAAAGAAACAGCCCUCUCUUGUUAGAGUAGCUCCUCCUAAACCAGAUGAUGUUGCACCGCUGUGUAGUCCUGGACCUCUGACUACAGAGCUGGAAGACCCAGAGCAGCUUGAAACCAUUCACCUUACCUUGCAUCGCUCACUGUGUAUUGAUGACCUGCCUGAUCUGGAAGAUGUGGACACCGAAGACUUCACAGAGGUAGUUUUUUCACAGCAAGAAUUCAAACCAAUAAUAGAGGUCAUAACAGGAGGCGAGGAUGAGGAGGAUGAACCAACUGGGAACCAGAGUGAGAGCAUCUGCGCAUUUGGGGAGUAUGAAAGCCUGUUUUUAACGAGUGGACGGGACAGAUCAACAGAGGUGUGUCACAGCUCUUCAUCACUGGUGUAUCCAGAGGAUGAGUAUGCCUUUGAGCCGCUGAUGUGUGGACCAGCAGAGCAGCCCAAAGUAGAUGGAACCUCUCCUCCACCAAGCCGUCUGAUAGAAGAGCUGGACUGAAACACUGAAAGAUGGAAGCAUUUUCUCACUAAUUAAAGUGAUGAACUUUGGUUCCACAGGUAUAACUGAAUACAAUUAAUGCUAAUGAGCAAUACAUGUACUGUGUCAGACCAAGAAAUGCUUAGUCAGGGUGCAGCUUUAAUAACAAAAUGAACAUUAAACUGUUAAAAAUGUUGAAAGGUUAGACUUUUUUAAAAAAAGUCUUGAUUGUUAAUAUAAGUUUUAAAAAUUGCACACGAUCCUGAUCGAUUUGCUUUUGUUUUCCGUUUAUGUCAAUCAUUAAAAUUUAAGAUUCAUUUUAAUGGCACAGAUCUUAGUGACUAUACAUUGCUUUAUGUUUUUUUAAGUUAUGUUUUUUGGCAUUUUUUUUUGAUAGGACAGCUGUAGAGAGACAGGAAAUACGGGGAGUAGAGAGUGGGGGAAGACAUGCAGCAAAUGGUCUCGGAUGGGAGUCGAACUGGCAACCUCUGUAACGAGGACUACAGCCUCUGUAUGUGGGGUGCUUAGACUACUAGGUCACCAGGACUCCAUAUGUUGCAAAUCUUCACUCACUUUAAUUUUGGGUGCAAACAAAGAAUAUAAUUGGCAAAUGUAAAUGAUAGUGAUGUAAGUGUUUCAUUAAAGUUAAUAAAAACACAAGACAACGUG
Messenger RNA from Notolabrus celidotus (New Zealand spotty), 2689 nucleotides. It is a transcript of the gene dnaaf1, whose product is annotated as dynein axonemal assembly factor 1. Gene Ontology annotation, molecular function: protein binding. The coding region runs from base 23 to 2041 and encodes 672 amino acids. Lineage: Eukaryota; Metazoa; Chordata; Actinopteri; Labriformes; Labridae. The record is from RefSeq and is a predicted model, not a curated record. The transcript has 2 exons.